UUCUAUUGUCAAAUGAGUUUCGUGUUAACUGGUAUUUGGCUGUGUAGUGUUAUAGAUAUCAGCCGAAAUUUAAGAUAGUUAUUUUCUGGUGUGCAGUACGAACGCAGUAGUAACAUGGCAGCCAAAGGACUUUUUUUGAAGUAUUAUCCACAUCCUAGUCCUUUGCGAAACAAGCGCUUCUUCCCGUCUUUCAUCGGUCUACCUCAUGAUGAAGAGGUGGAUGAAGAUUACUUUGUAAUCAACCCACUUCUAAUGUCAGUCUAUCCAAAGAUUCACUGGUGCUUCCUAGGCGAGAUAACUCAUCUAGAAUUCUUCAUUCGCCCUCGAGCCUAUUGCAAAGACAGAGUCGAAAGAGGAAACAUUCACGUGGCAUUUCACCCAGAAAGUGGAAGUUUUGAUUUCAACGAUUUGAAAGUUGGUCGUGUCCUGUGUAUCCGUUAUGCGGAGAGUCACACAUUUCUCGAUUUAUCUUAUGGUAUUCGCGUCGAACACCUAGAUUUUGUUAUGGUCAUCAAAGGUAGUUUUUCAACCCUAAUUAAAAUAUCCGACUUCGAUCCUCAGCGGAAGACUUCUCAAUGUUGGGCCUGUACAGGUCAAAAUGAAUUAAAAUCAUGCAAAGGAUGUAAAGUUGCCAAGUAUUGUAGUAAAGAAUGCCAAGCUUUGGAUUGGCUAUCAAGACACAAAACAUGGUGCCCUGCCCUCCCUGGAUAUCAGAAACUGUUAGAUAUCGACUACACCCAAUAUGAAUAUCCUUUCCACAAAACGUUUUCAAGAAAUUAACAUUUUUUUCCUUUGAACAUUACAACUAUAUCUAUAUAUUCUACAAAGUAUGAUCUAUCAGCGUUGAAACAUAUAUCACGUGGACCGUGAAGAUCCGACUGGACCGAAAAAUAGAAAGUGAAGGUUUAGAAAAAUUGUAAAGAAUUAGGAAACAUAUGUUUGACAGUUUAUUUUCGUAUUAAUGUUUAAUGCCCUACUUUAUUACGUUAUUUAACUACAAAAGAUGUGUAAGUUACAUAUUUAAAAAAUAUUAUGAUGUUUGCCUAGUUUCAGUUUUGUUUUAUAUUACAUAACAAUACUGAGCUGUAUUUAAACGUUUACG
Limulus polyphemus (Atlantic horseshoe crab) is the source of this 1102-nucleotide messenger RNA. RefSeq lists its product as uncharacterized. The transcript is spliced from 2 exons. The record is from RefSeq and is a predicted model, not a curated record. Bases 115 to 780 code for a protein of 221 amino acids. Lineage: Eukaryota; Metazoa; Arthropoda; Merostomata; Xiphosura; Limulidae.